ACCAGUGUAAUAAAAAAACUAAACAUAAACGAGAAGAACACCAACAAUCUCUCUCGCUUACUGGUUCGUGGUUUAUCCUUCAAUUCCGGUCAAAAUUCUUCCCCUUUUGUCAUCCGGAAUAUCUAAUUCGACCUAGGUUGCUGAAUCGAUCAUUUAAAAAAAGCUGGGUUGGUUUAAUUGGAGCAUUUAACGAGGAAUAUAUAUAUAUAUAUAGCUGACGAGUUUUGCAGAAAUGGCGGCUAUAGCUGGCUCGGAGAUACAUGGCUUCCGAACCAUGAAAGACUUAGAUAUUGGCAACAUACUGGAGGAGGCCAAGGGAAGAUGGCUUCGGCCAAAUGAGAUUCAUGCUAUACUCUGCAACUACAAGCACUUUAAUGUACAAGUCAAGCCAGUCAACUUGCCUCCAAGUGGCACAAUUGUGUUAUUUGAUCGGAAGAUGCUUAGGAAUUUUCGGAAGGAUGGUCAUAAUUGGAAGAAAAAAAAGGAUGGGAAAACUGUCAAAGAAGCACAUGAACACUUGAAAGUUGGUAACGAGGAGAGGAUUCAUGUAUACUAUGCACAUGGAGAAGAUAACCCAACUUUUGUUCGAAGAUGCUAUUGGCUACUUGACAAGUCACUGGAACAUGUAGUCCUCGUUCAUUAUCGUGAAACUCAAGAGGGUUCUCCAUCAACGCCAUUGAAUUCAAAUUCUAGUUCCGCUCUUUCUGAUCCAUCUCAAUCUUUGGUCAUAUCAGAAGAAUCUGAUUCAGCAGCAGACCGGGCAUAUUACUCUAGAGAGAGAGCAGAUUUAGAUCCUAAUUGUAGUGUGAACAUAAAAGAUCAUGAAUUGAGGCUUCAUGAGAUUAACACACUGGAAUGGGAUGAGCUUCUUGUGCAAGAUGACCCCAACAAGCUAAUUGGACCUCAAGAAGGAAAAUAUUCAUCCGAGCUAUCUUAUCAGUACGGCAUGAAUGGUUAUGGAAUUACUAGUGACUCCAUCUCAGAUAACAAAUUGCCCGUAGAGAGUUAUUUGGAAAAAUUCCCUGGGCAAGUUUCAAUGAACAAUUCUGGUAACCUUAAUGUUCCAGCCAAUUUAUGCUUUCAAACAAUGGGAGCUCCAACUGCAAACUUACUACUGAAGGAUUCGGAACAGAUGACAUUGUUUGCUGGUGAUUCCUUAGAACAUGCCAGCAAGGAUGGUCUGCAAACUCAGGACAGUUUUGGGAAGUGGAUUAGUAAUGUUAUUGCUGAUUCUCCUUUGCCGUUGGAUGAUACAACUCUAGAUUCUUCAAUGUCAACCAAUCAAUCUUUUGCCUCUCCACACAUGAAUAUUCCUCAAUUUUCUGCUGCGAAGCAGAUAUUCAACAUAACUGAAAUUUCUCCUUCCUGGGCUCUUUCGAGUGAAGAAACAAAGAUCUUGGUGGUCGGAUAUUUUCAUGAAGGGCAAUCUAACCUGUCAAGGUCUAAUUUGUUUUGCAUCUGUGGAAAUGCUUGUGCUCGUGCAGAACCUGUCCAAAGUGGCGUAUUUCGUUGUGUGGUCUCCCCUCAAGCACCAGCUUUUGUAAACCUUUUUUUGAGCUUUGAUGGUCAUACAUCCAUAAGCCAAGUUGUGAUGUUUGAGUUCCGUGCACCCAUUGUUGAUAAUCCUGCAAUCUCAGAGGAGAGGUCUAGUUGGGAAGAAUUUGAAGUUCAGAUGAGACUUGCUCAUUUGCUUUUCUCUACAUCUAGGAGCUUUAACAUUUUAUCAACCAAGGUAACACCAACUGCCUUGAAGGAAGCCAAGAAUUUUGCUCGCAAGACCUCACAUAUAAAAAAUCACUGGGAAUUUUUGACAAAAUCAAUAAAGGCCAAGGAAAUGUCUUUCCCAGACGCCAAGAACUGCUUGUUUGAACUGACUUUGCAAAACAGGUUAUUGGAAUGGUUGUUGGAAAGAGUAGCGGAAGGGUGUCAAAUCUCUGAACGUGAUGAACAAGGCCAAGGUGUAAUACAUUUGUGUGCUAUCCUAGGUUAUACUUGGGCUGUCUAUCCAUUUUCAUGGUCUGGCUUAUCAAUAGAUUAUCGAGAUAAGUUUGGAUGGACAGCUCUUCAUUGGGCUGCAUAUUAUGGAAGGGAGCCAAUGGUUGCAAAGCUUCUAACUGCCGGAGCAAAGGCAAAUUUGGUGACAGACCCGACUUCAGAAAAUCCUGGUGGAUUCACUGCUGCUGAUCUUGCAUCCAAAAAUGGUCAUGAGGGUUUGGGGGCAUAUCUUGCAGAGAAGGCAUUGGUUCAACACUUUCAGGAUAUGACCUUAGCUGGAAAUGUCAGUGGUUCACUUCAGACUGCCAAAAGUGAUUCAGUAGAACCUGGAAACUUCAGUGAGGAUGAGUUGUAUCUAAAGGAUACUCUAGCAGCCUACCGCACUGCUGCUGAUGCUGCUGCACGCAUACAGGCUGCAUUCAGGGAGCACUCCCUCAAGGUUCAAACUCUAGCAGUUGAGUCUUCUAAUCCAGAGAUUGAAGCACGUAAUAUAGUUGCAGCUAUGAAGAUUCAGCAUGCUUUCCGUAACUUCGAGACAAGGAAAAAGAUGGCUGCUGCUGCUAGGAUUCAACACAGCUUUCGUACUUGGAAGAUGCGAAGAGAUUUUCUUAACAUGCGUCGGCAAGCCAUUAGAAUUCAAGCUGUAUUCCGGGGAUUUCAAGUUCGGAAGCAAUACCGAAAAAUUAUAUGGUCAGUUGGAGUGCUUGAGAAAGCAAUUUUGCGCUGGCGCUUGAAGAGGAAAGGCUUUCGUGGGCUUCAUGUUAAUCCUGAUGAAGUUGUCAAUAAUCAGAAGGAAGAAAAUGAUGUGGAGGAGGACUUCUUCCGGGCAAGCAGGAAACAAGCUGAGGAGCGUGUUGAGAGAUCUGUUGUCCGAGUACAAGCAAUGUUCCGCUCUAAGCUUGCCCAAGAAGAGUACAGGCGGAUGAAGCUUGCUUACAACAACGCAGCGCGGGAAUAUGAGGAGUUCGAAAAUCCUGAUGGGAUGAGAGAAGACUGAAUGGCAAGCCUUUUUUUUUUUUUUUUUGGUUUAUAUCAUUAGCACAAGAAGAUAUGAUGGCUUCAGUAUUGCAUGUGGAGCUUGGGUUGAAGUAGCACCAAUAUGUACAUCUUGUAAAUACUUUAGUUUUAAGACGAUGCUGGAUUGUGACCUGUUUUUUUCACGUUUUAUGGAAAUGAGGGUCAUACUGUCCGUUUGCUUUUUCAAGUAUUGGAAGCCGUUGAGACUGCUUGGAAGAUUGCUGUUAUUAGCUCUUUCCAUGCUGAUGUUUUGGUCUUACCUGGAAACUAGAUUCCAGAGGAUGUAGUAUUAAGAGAAACUCGAAUGCCCUCUUACAUUGAACU
Coffea arabica (coffee) is the source of this 3336-nucleotide messenger RNA. Its product is annotated as calmodulin-binding transcription activator 5-like. Gene Ontology annotation, cellular component: nucleus. Gene Ontology annotation, molecular function: protein binding; transcription coregulator activity; double-stranded DNA binding. Gene Ontology annotation, biological process: regulation of transcription by RNA polymerase II. Lineage: Eukaryota; Viridiplantae; Streptophyta; Magnoliopsida; Gentianales; Rubiaceae. The record is from RefSeq and is a predicted model, not a curated record.